Fraxinus pennsylvanica is the source of this 666-nucleotide messenger RNA. Lineage: Eukaryota; Viridiplantae; Streptophyta; Magnoliopsida; Lamiales; Oleaceae. The record is from the annotation of a GenBank genome assembly.
AUGGCAUUUCAACUGAACUUGCUUCAGACAUCAACCUUAAACCAUGCUAAACAACCUCAGCCAUUUUCUUCCAUUACUGUCCCUACUCGUUUAUCGUCUUCAAGAGUGAAUGCAAUUUCUGGGAGAUCAACCCAAGAGUUGUUACAAUCCGGUACAGUCCGCCCCAUAUUACCAAAAGAUGCAGCCUCAGCCAUGGAGUCUGAGGGCUACAUAUUGCUUGACAUUAGACCCCAGUGGGAGAGUGAGAAGGCACGUGUUUCAGGGUCUCUCCACGUGCCACUUUUCGUAGAGGAUAAGGAUAAUAGUCCUUUAACAUUGUUGAAGAAAUGGGUGCAUUUUGGGUACAUUGGAGCAUGGACUGGGCAGUACUUUACUAUGAUAAAUGAUGAUUUUGUUAAAGAAGUGGAGAAAGAGGUUCCUGAUAAGGAGUCUAAGCUACUUGUAGCAUGUGGUGAAGGACUCAGAUCUAUGAUGGCUUUCACUAAAUUACACCAAGGAGGAUACAAGAACCUGGGAUGGUUGGCUGGUGGCUUUAAUCGGGCUUCUGAUAGUGAUUUUCCGGACAUUGAAGGGACUGAAAAGUUGCAAUAUGCUACAAUAGGAGGUGCGUCAUACUACUUCCUUCAGUUGCUUAUUUUGUUACAAGUUGUUGGGAAGAAUAAUUGA